This is a messenger RNA of Gordionus sp. m RMFG-2023, 771 nucleotides long. Its product is annotated as delta(3,5)-Delta(2,4)-dienoyl-CoA isomerase, mitochondrial-like. The transcript is spliced from 3 exons. The record is from RefSeq and is a predicted model, not a curated record. Gene Ontology annotation, molecular function: delta(3,5)-delta(2,4)-dienoyl-CoA isomerase activity. Lineage: Eukaryota; Metazoa; Nematomorpha; Gordioida; Chordodea; Parachordodidae. Bases 1 to 771 code for a protein of 256 amino acids.
AUGUCAUGUCAUAGUAUUAUCAGGAGAGGGGAAAAUUUUUUCAUCAGGCAUGCUUCUACUAAUUAUAAAAUUGAAUAUAUUUUACCCAUAGGAAUUGACGUUGAUGAACUAAAAAAUAUUGUAGAAAAAUUUAGUGUAGAAAACUACCCUAAUUAUGAUAAUAAUCACUUAUCACUAAGAGAUUAUAUACUAGACUAUCAAUCAAUAUUUACAACUAUUGAAAAAUGCAAAAAGCCCGUUAUAGCUGCCAUUCAUGGAGCAUGCAUUGGAGCCGCGAUGGCAUUAGCCGCUGUUGUAGAUGUCAGAUAUUGUACACCUCAAACGAAAUUUCAAAUUAAGGAAAUUCAACUAGGUUUCCCGGCAGAUUUAGGGGUUCUACAAAGGCUGCCACAUCUGAUGGGGCACGAUUCGUUCUUACGAGAAAUAGCUUUGACGGGCAGAGUAUUUAGCGGGAUCGAGGCUGUGAGGAGCGGUUUCUGUCAAUUUAUACCCUCGUUUGAAAAUAUGACGGGAAAAGAUGAUAAAACCCCGACGAUAGAAGAAACACUGCAUAAAGCUACGGUAGAACACUGUUUAGCACUGGCUAAACAAAUUGCCGAAAUGAAUCCCCUGGCCGUCCAAGGAACCAAACUUAAUCUCAAUUUUGUUAGACCCAAAAUGAUUGACUCUGGUCUUAAUUUAGCCUCUACAUUUAAUAUGAUCGCUUUGAAAAACCCUCUUCUCGCUGAUACGGUUAAAAGCGCUUUAUCAUUGCUCGAUAAACAGAAAUAA